Messenger RNA from Choloepus didactylus (southern two-toed sloth), 7381 nucleotides. RefSeq names its product diacylglycerol kinase zeta (gene DGKZ). Gene Ontology annotation, cellular component: nucleus. Gene Ontology annotation, biological process: intracellular signal transduction; lipid phosphorylation; regulation of synaptic transmission, glutamatergic. The record is from RefSeq and is a predicted model, not a curated record. Bases 3154 to 6675 code for a protein of 1173 amino acids. Lineage: Eukaryota; Metazoa; Chordata; Mammalia; Pilosa; Megalonychidae. The transcript has 31 exons. Gene Ontology annotation, molecular function: ATP-dependent diacylglycerol kinase activity; protein binding.
GUGUGUUGGGGGUGACAGAGAGCAUGAGGUGGAAAGAAGCUGCUGCUCAGAGCUGUGCUGGAGGGAAAGGCUCCAGGCCCAGGAUGGGGCAAGGCGGGGGCUGUGUGGCCAGACGCAGGAGAAGCCUCAGCAGAGAUAGGAAGUCGGGAGCCAGGCAGUUACUGACCAGAGGACGUUUCUAUAGAGAUCAGGGAACAGGAAGCACAGGGCCUGGGGGGAGGGGGCGCUGGGAGUGCAGAGGUGCCACGGCCUGGCUGGAGAGCUUGUCAGAGAAUGUCUGUCAGCCUAACAGCCGCCUCAGGCUAACAAGGAAACUGAGGCCAGGAGGAGACAGCUUUGCACAUAGGCUUGGCCUCGCCUGCCUUGUUCACUGAGAGUGACUGCUCGAUGGGAAGGCAGUCGAGGAGGCCUCUGGACAAAUGCAGACUUGGGGCUGCCCUGGCAGCAUGCAGGACAGGGCACAGGGAUCGCCUGUGAGCUGCCCCUUCUGCCCCCUCAUGUUGUGAAGGGUUGCAGGCAGGUGACCUCUUCCACCUGGCUCUUCUUGCUAACCUGGGUCUGGAGCAGCCGGCUGGGCCCAGCCCUCACUGCAUCCCCUCCCCCACGCUGACUGUGGCCUUUUGUUUUCUGGGUGACACCAGCAUCAGGCGGUGUGUCCGGGUGACUAAUCUCCUCCAGGCUGGGCAGCUGUCACAGGGCAGCCUGACCAGGCUGGCGGGGAAAGCCGACACCCUGGGGGAGUGCUGGCAAGCCGGCGCCCUGGCAGUGGUGCAGACGGGAUGCAGGGCAGACCCCUAACCAGCCCAAGGCAGGCCAGCCCAGGGAGUGCGGGCACAGGCAGGCAGGCAGGCUGGGCUUCUGGUCCCGGCUCAGCCCCUGCCCAGCUCGGGCAUGUUAUUGCACCUCUCUGAGCCUGGGUCUCCUCAUCUCUACAGUUAAGCUGUUGGUCCUACUUACCUCACGGGGUUCACGGGGUUGUCAUGGGGACCAAGUCAGAUGAGCUGACCUGGCACACAGUAGGUGUUCAGUAAACGUGAUGAUCGUUUUCCUAUUGCAUUUCCCCCUCUUAGCCCAUCCCACCUUAGCCCAUCCCACCUUAGCCCCACCUCGUGGGCCUAGAGGAAGAUGUCUUAGGCCGCACCUGUCUCUGGAGCGCCAGGGGCAGGCUUUUGGUCAGGUAGACUUGGGCUCUAACUUUGGCUCUGCUGCGGACUAGCUGUGGUCUUUGGGCAAGUUACUUCUCUGCACCUCAGCUUCCUCAUCAGGAACGCUGCAUGAUACAGAACCUAUUCCUUAAGGUUGUGGUAACAGAAAAUGAUAGAAAUGUUUGCAGAGGCCUCGGCCCGGUGCCCGAUACGGUGAGCACUCAGGGAACGUUAGCCCUGAUGAGAUGGCUUUAGGAGGCAGCCAGGAGCCCUCUGUCCACACCUGCUCUCCUGCCUGCUCUGAGUGGUGUAGUGAGAAUGCUGUGUGGCCCUUCUCCCUGUCAUCUGCAGGGGCUGGGGCCUGUAAAGGCAGGAUCAGGAGCCUGGCAGACCCCAGCUUCCCCAAGCACGGCCGCCUCCACUGCUCACUCAACACGGGUGCCCAGACACUGUGACCCCGUCCCCGUCCCCCUCCCCAUCUCCUGUCCCUGCACAGGGCUUGGGCCUGGGGCUGCCUGCCCUGACCCACAGGGCUCAGUGUCAAGUUAGAGACAGUGGGGUGUGUGGGAGGAGUGGGCACUAGACGUGCAGGCCAAGCCCGACUCCUUGACCCCGUUAGCUAGACCUAAAUCUCCCCCCCCCCCCGCCCACCGCUUGUCCAGGGCACCCACCCACCAGACCUAAUGGCUUCCAAACCCUCGGCAGGCAGAGGUGUUUCUGCUGGCAGCUGCAGGUAGCCCUGACCCCUGGCUGCGAUGUGGGCCUCCUUGUGGCUUCUAGGGGCACAUAGGGCAUCCCUGACCCUUACCAGGCUUCCUGCCUGUCUCCAGCUUUUAGGGAAAAGUAAGGGCACAGGACCCUGGUGCUGUGAAGAAGGGGCAGGCAGGGAGUAGGUGAGCUGGUGAAGGCAAUGGAGCAUGGGUCCCCCAGAACAGGGCAAGGGGGGGUGGUUUGAGCACAGAUGUCCCCAUGGGUGGGUGGGGGGAGUGUGAUCUGGGUAGCUUGGUGUUGGGAAUUCCAGGAGUUGGGCUUCCAGCCCUCAGGGGCCCUAGGAGGCUGUGCAGUUCACAGGCUCCCUUCACGGCAGAGCUAGAAGGGUUUGCAAUUUGCAGACACCACCCAGUGCUUGACCCGUGCGCCACGCCUCUAAUGUCAGGAAGGUGAGAAGUCUGUUGGCCCCUCAGACGUAGGUGUGCACCCACCCAGAAUCCAGACUGCUUUUCUUCGGGUGCAAGCCUCUUGUUGCUUCCCAGUCUUCCUGAGUGAAGACUGAGGUGGCUUCUCUCCCUGUGGAGUCACCUCUUCCCCUAGCGGGUCCUUGGUUCUCCAAGGACCUUAUUUCCCCAGGGUCCUUGGAUCUCUAAGUCAAACAUUAGACCCUUCCUGUUUGUGGGUACCACCCUCAGCCUGACCCCAAGACUGGGGCUCAGAGAGUCUGGGGUCUUCUCAGAAUCAAGUUCCUUCUCUGAGGGCCUCGUUUUAUUACCAUGGCUUGGUUAAUGCCAUGUCCCGUAGGAAGGCACCUAACCUGCCCCAGGUUGGAGGCAAAACAAAGGCCGGAUGAGAGGGAAAGCCUUGCCCUAGGCCCCAGGUCUGUCCAGGCAGACUCUGCACUGGAACUAGGAGCUCUCAGCUUCCUUUUUCUUUUCUUUUCCAUCAGCUUCUGGUAAGGGAGUUGAAGUCCUUUUGCCCCAAGGGCUUUCUGGGUUAUGGUGUCUGGACAGGGGGAGCCAGGGAGGGUAGCUAGAAGCCAUCCUACCCAUUAUCCUGGGGCAGCCUAGGAGUAUCACCUGGGAAGCACGUCAGCCAGUGCUUCCCGCGGCUGGAAAUGUAGGCUUCCCUGAGAAUUCCCCGGGAACCCUAAACGGAGGCCAGACACCGCAGUCCUUCCUCCCUCCCAAGAGGCCCUUCUCUGCUCACAGGGCAGAGGCUGUGCAGAUGAGCCAUGGCCCAGCCCAGCUCCUGAUGCCCCCGGUCUCUGUGCCAACAGCCACUGCCUACCCCUGCCAUGGAGACCUUCUUUAGGAGACACUUCCAGUGGAAGGCGCCAGGCCCCGGAGAGGGGCAGCGGCGGCCCAGUGGUGUAGGGUUGCCCACGGGCAAGGCCCGGCGCCGCUCCCCUGCCGGCCAGGCCUCUUCCUCACUGGCCCAGCGGCGCCGCUCCAGUGCAGAACUCUUGGGCUGCCUGCCGGGCUGCGGGGUGGGGCCCCGGGGUGCCAGCCGCCGGCGAUCCAGCACCGCACCCCCUGCCUGCAACCCCCGCUUCGUCGUGAAUGAGUUGCCCCCUUCCCAGCCUGCCACUAUGGGGGCCCAGCUCCUGGGCACACCCCUGCUGCUGGCCGGGCUCGUGGGCAUGAGUGAGGAGGAGGAGGGGGUCCAGGAGGAGGAUGUGGCAGCUGGGGCAUCGAGUGCCACCCAGCCAGGCACCAACAGACCUGGGCUGCCCCCACACCUGGGUACCUGGCCGCCGCUGCCCGUGCCCCACUGCCUGCGCUGGCGCCAAGCCUCUUCGCAGCUGCUCCCUGCUGAUGUGGUGUAUGACCGCGCCCUCUGGGGCCUGCAUGGCUACUACCGGCGCCUCAGCCAGCGACGGCCCUCAGGCCAGAACUCUGGCUCUGGGGGCCGAACAGCCUUGGGUGGCCCCAUGUCGCCUACCCGCAGGCGCUCACUGUCCUGCAGGCGCCAGAUAGCCCUCCGGCGCAAGUCGGCGAGACCCCAGGCCUGGAGCGCCCUGCUUAUGAAAGCCAUCACCAAGUCGGGCCUCCAGCACCUGGCACCCCCUCCACCCACUCUCGGGGCCCCGUGCAGCGAGUCAGAGCGGCAGAUUCGGAGCACCGUGGACUGGAGCGAAUCAGCAACCUACGGGGAGCACAUCUGGUUUGAGACCAACGUGUCGGGGGACUUCUGCUAUGUUGGGGAGCAGUACUGUGUAGCCAAGAUGCUGCAGAAAUCGGUGUCCCGGAGAAAGUGUGCAGCCUGCAAGAUCGUGGUGCACACCCCCUGCAUCGACCAGCUGGAGAAGAUAAAUUUCCGCUGCAAGCCGUCCUUCCGUGAAUCAGGCUCCAGGAACGUCCGUGAGCCAACCUUUGUGCGACACCAUUGGGUGCACCGGCGGCGCCAGGACGGCAAGUGUCGGCACUGCGGGAAGGGCUUCCAGCAGAAGUUCACCUUCCACAGCAAGGAGAUUGUGGCCAUCAGCUGCUCCUGGUGCAAGCAAGCAUACCACAGCAAGGUGUCGUGCUUCAUGCUGCAGCAGAUUGAGGAGCCAUGCUCGCUGGGGGUCCACGCAGCCGUGGUCAUCCCACCCACCUGGAUCCUCCGUGCCCGGAGGCCCCAGAAUACCCUCAAGGCAAGCAAGAAGAAAAAGAGAGCCUCUUUCAAGAGGAAAUCUAGCAAGAAAGGGCCUGAGGAGGGCCGCUGGAGACCCUUCAUCAUCAGGCCCACCCCAUCCCCCCUCAUGAAGCCCCUGCUGGUAUUUGUGAACCCCAAGAGUGGGGGCAACCAGGGCGCUAAGAUCAUCCAGUCCUUCCUCUGGUAUCUCAAUCCCCGACAAGUUUUUGACCUGAGCCAGGGAGGGCCCAAGGAGGCGCUGGAGAUGUACCGCAGAGUGCACAACCUGCGGAUCCUGGCCUGUGGGGGUGAUGGCACGGUGGGCUGGAUUCUCUCCACCCUGGACCAGCUGCGCUUGAAGCCACCACCCCCUGUGGCCAUCCUACCUCUGGGUACUGGCAACGACUUGGCCCGUACCCUCAACUGGGGCGGGGGCUACACAGAUGAGCCCGUGUCAAAGAUCCUCUCGCAUGUGGAGGAGGGAAACGUAGUGCAGCUUGACCGCUGGGACCUGCGUGCCGAGCCCAGCCCCGAGGCGGGGCCCGAGGAGCGGGACGACGGUGCCACCGACCGGCUGCCCCUGGAUGUCUUCAACAACUACUUCAGUCUAGGCUUUGAUGCCCAUGUCACCCUGGAGUUUCACGAGUCUCGAGAGGCCAACCCGGAGAAAUUCAACAGCCGUUUUCGGAACAAGAUGUUCUAUGCCGGGACAGCCUUCUCCGACUUCUUGAUGGGCAGCUCCAAGGACUUGGCCAAGCAUAUCCGAGUGGUGUGUGAUGGGACGGACCUGACCCCCAAGAUUCAGGACCUGAAACCUCAGUGCAUCGUUUUCCUGAACAUCCCCCGGUACUGUGCAGGCACCAUGCCCUGGGGCCACCCCGGGGAGCACCAUGACUUUGAGCCCCAGCGGCACGAUGACGGCUACCUCGAGGUCAUUGGUUUCACCAUGACUUCCCUGGCAGCACUGCAGGUGGGUGGGCACGGCGAGCGGCUGACACAGUGCCGUGAGGUGGUGCUUACCACGUCCAAGGCAAUCCCCGUGCAGGUGGACGGCGAGCCCUGUAAGCUCGCAGCCUCCCGCAUCCGCAUCACCCUGCGCAACCAGGCCACCAUGGUGCAGAAGGCGAAGCGGCGGAGUGCUGCCCCGCUCCACAGCGACCAGCAGCCAGUGCCCGAGCAGCUGCGGAUCCAGGUGAGCAGAGUCAGCAUGCACGACUACGAGGCCCUGCAUUACGACAAGGAGCAGCUCAAGGAGGCUUCCGUGCCUCUGGGCACUGUGGUGGUCCCUGGGGACAGCGACCUUGAGCUCUGCCGCGCCCACAUUGAGAGGCUCCAACAGGAGCCCGAUGGUGCUGGAGCCAAGUCCCCAACAUGCCAGAAACUGUCCCCCAAGUGGUGCUUCCUAGAUGCAACCACUGCCAGCCGCUUCUACAGGAUCGACCGGGCCCAGGAACACCUCAACUACGUGACUGAAAUCGCACAGGACGAGAUUUAUAUCCUGGACCCUGAGCUCCUGGGGGCGUCGGCCCAGCCUGACCUCCCAACUCCCACCUCCCCUCUCCCCCCCUCCCCCUGCUCCCCCACACCCCGGUCACUGCUGGGGGAUGCUGUACCCCCUAAAGCUGCUGAGUGCCACAUGGCCACACUCACACAGGAGCCCAGCAGGCAAGCCUCGCAAUCUAAUCGUGCAUCGUUUGUAUGUUCACACACACACAAGCUCAGGCCUCCAGCCCCAGAGUGUAACAGGUGGGUGUUCUGUGCAGGUGAGGAGCUGAUUGAGGCUGCCAAGAGGAACGACUUCUGUAAGCUCCAAGAGCUGCACCGAGCCGGGGGCGACCUCAUGCACCGGGACGAGCGGAGCCGCACGCUCCUGCACCACGCGGUCAGCACCGGCAGCAAGGAGGUGGUCCGCUACCUGCUGGACCAUGCCCCCCCAGAGAUCCUUGAUGCUGUGGAGGAAAACGGGGAGACCUGUCUGCACCAGGCGGCAGCCCUGGGACAGCGCUCCAUCUGCCACUACAUCGUGGAGGCCGGCGCCUCACUCAUGAAGACAGACCAGCAGCCGGUGACGGGGCAGACAGGCCCUGAGCUGACCGCAGCCUCUCCCUCAUCCAGGGGGACACCCCCCGGCAGCGGGCUGAGAAGGCUCAGGACACGGAGCUGGCCGCCUACCUGGAGAACCGGCAGCACUAUCAGAUGAUCCAGCGGGAGGACCAGGAGACGGCUGUGUAGACGGGAGGCCCCCGGCGGGGCAGCAGGAGGGACAGCGCCUGCCUGAAGAUGAGCUCCUUCCUUGCCACCUCAUUGCCACAUUCCAGUCGGAUGGCCACGGGGGGACCCACGCCCAGGGAAGGAGCUCCGUGCUGCGCCCUGAGGAGCCGCCCACACCUAGGGCUGGACUCUGAGAACUAGGGGGUCUCACCUGUCCCCCCGCCACCCUCCGAGGCCCCAGCCUGACCAGGAGGCUCACGGAGGAACAGGAAACUGGGCUGGGCUGGGUUGGGCCAGCUUUUCCGGGGGCAGGGCCAAGCCAGGCCAGCCCUCAUCCCAGCGCAGCAGUUCACCUCUCUGGAGCUUCAAAGCCAGAAGAGGAAGGCCAGAGGGACUGUGAUGCCAAAUCGAGGAGGCUUCAGGAAGAAGCUUCCCAAGGCUUCUGGUCUUUGGGGCCGUGCCCUGAGGCUCUGGGAAGUCCAGACCCCUCUAUGGCCCUGACGCCAUCCUCCCCAGGGCUCCCUCCCCGAAACCCGAGGCCCACUGCACUUGCCUGCCCGCUGCCCUGCUUGGCACCUACCCCAGUGACCCUCCCCCCAUACCCGGUGGCUUCAUCCAGGAGCGUGUGGCCUGGGGUGGGUGGGGGUGGGGCUCACGGUGAUAUGUUUACAGCUGGGUGUGACUCAGUAAAGUGG